UCCAGGGCCGAUCAAAGUCAGGGAUGCCGGGCAGUGAAAGCAAGACGCAGAGCAGCGCGGCGGCCAGCAGGGGGUGUCAGCAGCAGAACGAGAGGCCGGAGCCGCCUUCCCAGACUCCUCCUCAAUCCUCUGGACGGAGCCCCCCACAGCACCAGGCUCAAGCUAGCCAAGCUAGCCAAGCUAGCGCUGGCCAGGGGGCGUUUCCAGUCCUGCUCGGGCCCAGAGGACCCCUCAUCAGCUCGGCCCAGCUUCAGGCCCUCUUCCUCCAGCAGUAUGCCAACGAGGAAGUGGGCAAGCAGCUGCUGCAGCUGGUCUCACUCAACCCCCUCCAGUUUGGGCAGCACAGACCUUCAGUCCUGCGAAGGGGUGGUCAUCUGGUCCCCCAAGCCCUGUCCAGCCUCUCCAGCCUGGCUGCGCCGCUGUCUGGUGUAAACCCCGCCCCCAAAUCUGACUCCGUCCCAGAGUGCAAGGUGGAGGCCAAUGGGAACCUUGCUGUACCCUCCCACCGGCAGACAAGCUCCUCCCCACAGCACACAAGCACCUCCCCCCAGCCCAGGAAGACGAGCCCUCCUGUGAAGCUUGGCUCAACACUAAACAGCAGAAAUGACGGUCCUGUGCAGCAGGUGCCAGAGAGCUCCAAGACGCUGUUUGUGAACGGGGUGUGCAAGUGGCCGGGCUGUGAGGAGCUGUUUGAGGAAUACUCACUCUUUCUUCAGCACCUGUACAGUGACCACAGUCCUGGGGAGAAGAGCAUGGCGCAGUGGAGAGUGCAGAAGCAGGUGGUUCUGCAGAUGGAGAACCAGCUCGCAGUGGAGAAACAGCGAUUAGUGGCCAUGCAACUCCACCUUCAGCUGUGUGACCAGCGCUCCGCUGGCUCGAAAGCGCUGGAGCUGUCUGAGGGGCCUCACAACUACACUCUGACUCUCCCACAGCCACGCCUCCUGGAGGGCUCCCCCACGGGCUCCAAAGACACCCCAGAACUGGUCCGACCAGGGUACUGGCACGUGCCCAGUUCACAUCUCAUGCCAGAAAUUGUCCCCAGCAUUGAAUAUUACAAGUAUACCAACAUCAGACCUCCAUACACCUACGCCUCUCUGAUUAGAUGGGCUAUACUGGAAUCCCCAGAGAAGCAGCUGACCCUGAAUGAGAUCUACCACUGGUUCAUGAGGAUGUUCUUCUACUUCCGCCACAACACGGCCACGUGGAAGAAUGCCGUGCGCCACAACCUGAGCCUGCACAAGUGCUUCGUGCGCGUGGAGGGAGGCAAGGGGGCGGUGUGGACGGUGGACGAGACGGAAUUCCAGAGGAGGAAAGGGCAGAAGUUCAGCAGGGAUCACGACGUGAAGUGGGUGGGCCCUUACGCCUACUUCUGCCCGCAGGAAGCGUGGGCUGGCAGCAGCUGAGGCGCACCACUACCUCCGGAGAGCCCUGACCACACACCUGACCCCCUCGAGCCAGUCGCCACGGUUACACGCACGGGCAGCUGUGGAAGUCUGAGACGGGUCCCUCGAGCUUUUCUUUUUCUUAUCUCGGAGUGUAACCGCGUGAAAGUGUUUUUGCUGUCAGGACCGAGCCGCGUGGCUGUCCCCUCUCCUCUCCUCUCCCGCGCCGAGGCAAACUGCACACAAGGCGCUGGGGCACAUGGUACCACAGGACAUCGCCGCCCAGCAGGGUCUUCAUCUUUCUUCUGAAAGGAAUUCUGGCUUCACGUAGGAUAUUUCUAGUAUCUCUCUCAUCCUUUAUUGGAUCAAACCUACCAAGGUGUUGUGGUUAUUUUAACCAUGAAAUGUAAAGACGGUGUUUCUCAGUGAAGUACUGGCUACUACUGCAGGAUGUAAAGGAAAUAAAAAAGACAGUCUAAGGAUUUCAUGUCAUUGAGGAAACUGCUGGAAACACAGCGCUUGAUGUUUACAUCUGUAGAUACACAGCAAGCCCUAUGGGAUUCAAACCAGAGCCCUGAACGCGGUUUAUUUUUUUGAUGUAAGAGGGCAGCUUCUGUUUGCAGACCGCUGACUCUGCCCGCUUCAGGACCGACACUUGUUCGGUUGUAGGACCUCUGUCAAGGGAGACGUUGUUACACAGCGCUUUGUCUCACUGUGCUUUAAUACACGAUCCUGAUGUAUCUUUUUUUUAUUAUUUUGCUCUAAUAAAGGUGUAAAUUGAGGACGGCUGUCAAGGAAGA
Molecule: messenger RNA, 2182 nt
Organism: Lepisosteus oculatus (spotted gar)
Lineage: Eukaryota; Metazoa; Chordata; Actinopteri; Semionotiformes; Lepisosteidae
Source: RefSeq, a predicted model, not a curated record